Messenger RNA from Bactrocera oleae (olive fruit fly), 1622 nucleotides. RefSeq names its product putative inorganic phosphate cotransporter. The record is from RefSeq and is a predicted model, not a curated record. Gene Ontology annotation, biological process: monoatomic anion transport; transmembrane transport. NCBI's taxonomy places the organism in Eukaryota, Metazoa, Arthropoda, Insecta, Diptera, Tephritidae. Gene Ontology annotation, molecular function: transmembrane transporter activity. Gene Ontology annotation, cellular component: membrane.
GUAAACAUUAGUAAAGUUGUGAUAAUGGUAGCGAAGGAUAAAACCGCUGAGAACUCUGAUGAGAAUGCGGCAGAAACUAGUGGUCCGAAAUUGGGCGUUCGACAUUUGCAAAGUAUACUGAUAUUUUUCGGUCUCUGUGUGGCGUUUAUGCAACGCGUUAAUCUCUCAGUAGCCAUUGUGGCAAUGAUGGAUCGAAAUUCCACAAAUCCAGAUUUUCCGGAGUAUGCCUGGUCGGAGCAAACAAAGUCACUGCUAUUAAGCAGCUUCUUUUGGGGCUACUUCCUCACGCAGAUACCAGGCGGUCAAUUGGCACAACGUUUCGGCGGUAAAGUAAUGUUACUCUUCAGUGUCGGCAUUUCUGGGUUUCUGGCUUUAUUUACGCCCUUAAGCGCCCAACUGGGCGAUUGGCGAUUGACAUGCGCCUUGCGAUUUCUGCAAGGUUUCUGUCAAGGUUCUAUAUACCCUUCAACUCAUACGAUUUUAGCCCGAUGGGCGCCACCUGCUGAACGUGGUAUACUAGCAACACUUUGCUUUUCCGGCUCGCAAUUCGGCACAAUUAUCAUAUUGAGCAUUAGUGGCACAUUAGCUGCUUCAAAGUAUGGUUGGCCGAGCAUUUUCUAUAUUUCUGGUGGUUGUGGCAUUAUCUGGUCUUUUGUGUGGUUGCUGUGGGGCACUGAUUCACCGCAUCAAUCCAAAAUAAUUACACCAAAGGAGCAAAAUUACAUCGAAUCAGCAUUAGCAGUGAUUUCUAAAAGUGAGAAUAAUUCCACUGCAGUUAAGUUAUCAACACCUUGGUUAAGCAUAUUCACAUCGCUGCCAUUCUGGGUGUUGCUCAUCACUAAUUGUGCCUACAAUUGGGGCUAUUGGACAUUGAUGACACAAAUACCCUCGUACAUAAAGAAUGUAUUUGGCAAGGAUAUCAAGAGUAAUGCUUUGCUCUCCGCGCUACCAUAUACCGCUAAUCUGGUACUCGGUCUGUGUUUCUGUGGCCUUGCUCAGGUACUGCUGUCAGCGAAGGUGUUAAGCACAAAUGCUAGUCGUAAGAUCUUUAACACGAUCGGAAUGUGGGUACCGAUGGCGGCCAGCAUUGCGCUGGGGUUUGUCGACGCCGGUAGCGCCGAUUUGGCAGUUAUUCUACUAACUGUAGCUGUGGGCACCAACUCAGCAACAUUUUUGGGUGGAUUUGUGAAUCAUAUUGACUUAUCACCGAAUUUCGCAGGCACUUUGAUGGGCAUUACAAACUGUGCGGCUAAUGUGAUGAGCAUUAUUGCACCGUUAGUUGUUGGAGUCAUUGUGACAGAUACGACAAACCCAAUUCAGUGGCGUUUUAUUUUUAUCAUUAUGGCUUUGUACUAUUUUAUUGGCAAUUUACUUUUUAUAACAUUGGGUAGCACUAAAUUGCAGCCGUGGAACGAGCCAGUAAAACGAGACACAAAUCAUGAGCAUAUCAAAUUUCAAGUAGUUGCAGGUGACCUGGAACAUAAAUAAUCUGAACUUGCAUCUAAAUAUGUGAACAACAACAAACAGAAUGCGGAGAUGGAGUGUAAUGCUUAUUCGGAAUGUCAUGGAAACAAUAUUAGAUAUAAGAAUAAAUAGUUUUGCUUUUGUUAGUUUAAUGACAA